AUAGUGACGACUCUGCCUAUUUCCAGCAUUUAACAAUUCUUUUUCCCUCUUUAUUUUCCCGCCGGAGACUGCCAUUACCGAGUACUUUAACGGGUUCGAUCGGUAAAGCAAAAGUCAGAGAACGCCGUCGUCAUGGCAUCGACUUCAGCACCUCGAAGCGAUGCAGGUGCAUCGAGGAUAAAAUCCACUGCUUCCAACCUUUGCUACGAUAAUCAAUCGCUACUCGCCGAUAUUCGAAAAGCUCUGACUACCAUGAAGGAAAUUGGGGUUAGUCUGGAGAGACAACACAAAACCCAAAUGGUGAAUGAGCUUGAAGCUGAGUUAAUGGAGUUACUGAAAACUUAUGAGGAAUGUGCUAAUCUUUCUUCUGCAAUUGAUACUGUUGGAAACAGUUAUCGCCCCACUGAACAGCUGACUGAUUUUAAGAGCUUGUUAGACAAAGAGAUGGCAAAUGCCAAACGUCGUUCAUCAUCUGUCCCACAAGUUAAUCAAUUGUUACGCCAGUUCAGAGAAGCUAUAUGGAAUGUGCAUAAUUCUGGACAACCCAUGCCUGGUGAAGAACAGGAAGAUAUUGUAAUGACUAGCACGCAAAACAUCCUUUUAAAUAUAACUUGUCCCCUAAGUGGCAAACCUGUUAUUGAACUCUCAGAACCUGUUCGCAGCAUGGAUUGCAAGCAUAUAUAUGAAAAGAAGGCUAUCAUGGAGUACAUAAGGUCAAAGCAUGGUCAAUCUAAAUGUCCAAUGGCAGCAUGCCCUAAAAUAGUUAUUGCAGAAAGAGUGUUUUGUGACCCGUUAUUACGCAUUGAAAUUGAUGAAUCACGCUCGAUGAACAAGCAAACUGAAAGACCAAAUAUCAUAGAGGAUUUCACACAAGAAUCUGAAGAAGAAGAUUCUGACUGAAUCACACCUUUAAAAGAAACCCUAGGAACUUUCAUGGUAUUUGUGUUGAAGAAAUAACAUAAUAUGCAACUACAAAACUUAUCCCUCAAAUCUUGAUUUAAAUUUGUUAUCUUUUGGUGGGGAAUUUUUGUUGUGUCUUGUUGUGGAAUUGAAAGGGCAUACUAACAUGAAGGAGAUUUAUGUUUGUUUGCAUCUUGGAAGAUUGUAAGAAAGUUCCUAGAAAGCUAUGUUUUGGAUCCCAC
Molecule: messenger RNA, 1142 nt
Organism: Lactuca virosa
Lineage: Eukaryota; Viridiplantae; Streptophyta; Magnoliopsida; Asterales; Asteraceae
Source: the annotation of a GenBank genome assembly